UCCGGCGCGGGGCGGCGGGCGGGAGGGACUCUGGGUCCGGCGGAGCGCUGGGCACCGCGGCCGUGCCCGGGACGCGGCGGGAGGCGCUUCCCGGAGCCUCUAGGCCGCUUUCCUUGCGCGGGAGCAGGCGGUGGGGCGGCUGCCGUCUCAGCGCCCGGCCCGCAGGGAUGGCCUCUUUGUCAGGGUGCUGCUUUGAGCUCCCCUCCGGAGCUGCGUGACGAGAUCCUCAUGGACACGGAAAGCAGCUCCAGCCUCAGCCCGGACUCCUUGACCAGCCUCACGGCGGGCGACGUGCUCAUUCACUCCACAGGUGUCCACAGGGAGACGCCCGCUGAGGCCGCGGCAGCGGCUGGUGGCUGCGUGAGGAAAGUGACUGUCGCUGUCAAGAAGCUGUGUGAAGCGCUUCCUCCGUGCCAGGCCGCCGCUGCGGCUGUGCCUGACCGCGGACCGCCCUGCGCUCCCGCCGCGGUGCCAGCGAGCAGAGCCCCGCGCGGGGCAGUAACCCCCGGCCCCCCCGCAGGAGUCUCAAGUACUAAAGGACAUCCAGAACGUCUGCUUUCAGUGGAAAGUUCUAAAGAGCCCAUGUUUUUAUCACAAAUGGAUUAUCCUAGAGAAGCUGCAGAACAAGAAGAUCCUUCACUGCUACUGAAGGAAGAUAGCAGAAGACCUGAAGGUGAUGUUGUUAUUUCUCAAUAUGCUACUGGCCAGAAAGAGGCUUUGAGAGCAGUGUUAAAGCAAAAAACCCAAAAUACUCCUGUGCUUAAGGAGGUCAAGGUACAGCUCUUAGGAAAUGCCUCCACAGGAAAAAAGGAAAGUGUUGGUCAUGACACCACAUCAGCACAUAGGGAAGUUGAUUCUGCAGCAACCAUUGCAGCAGCAACUGCUGCUGCAAUUGCUACUACAACUCCGCUUCUUAAAGUUCAAAAUGAUUUGGAAGCAAAAGUUAACUCAGUUUCAGCAUUAAUUCAUAAACUACAGGAGGCAGACAGGCAACUGCACCGUAUUGCUGAACAGCAAACUAAUACGAAGACUCUUCAUGAGAAGCCCCACUGUCACGAAAGAGUCAGUGAGCUUGAAAAACAAAUGAAUGCUUUCAUGGUGCAACGGAUUCAGCAUCUAGAAAAGUUACAGGAGCAACAAAUGAAUAUUCAGUCUCAUCUCAUUACCUCUGCAGUCAACACAGGUGGCUUACAGCAAAUUCAUGAACCUUCCUCCAGCCUCAUGACAAAACAAUUUGAGAAGCCAGAACAGCGAUUGCUUACUAACGAAGUACCUUCAUGUCAGAGGAGUUUAUUUCCUACCAGUGGUGGUGCACCUGCCCAAGCAUAUUCAAGCCAAUUUCAGAGUUGUGGGAUUAAUACACAAAAAUCUCCUCUAAAGACACCAGUUCCUCGGAGAUAUGCUCCAGAACCUGUAGCAAAAAGUGUGAAAAUCUCAAAGAAAGAAAACUGUGUAACAGAAAAGGAAAACAUACCCAAAUCCACAAGUGAAGGUGAAGAGAGACUUCUUGAGCAUAUUCUGAAUUCUCAAGAAAUGCCACAGAGGCAGAUUGAAUAUUCUAAGAAGGCAGCAUUAAACAGUAAUAAAAUGAACUAUCAUUCUGAGAGAGACAGGCAUUCUGCUCUGCAUACAGACUCAGUCUCUGCUGUAGAAAGCUUCCAAAAUUGCAGUUCAAUUGAGAAAACGGUGAAAAAAGCAGAUGAUUUACUUCAAGAUCUUGACCAUUUGAGAAGAAAAAUGCAUGACAUGCUAGAGGAAGCAAAUUCAUGGAAAUCAGACAUGAAUGAUCUUAUUAAGUCAAAAAAGCCUGCUGUUACAUCUGAUAUUCCUGAACGUCAUCUGCUCAAUAAACCAUCCAUCCUUCAAAAUGUUAAAGUGCCAAAAUCUAUACUGAGGGAUGCUGAAAGGAUUUUGAGAGGAGUUCAAAACAAUAAGAAAGUUCUUGAAGAAAAUUUGGAAGCUGUUAUUCAUGCAAAAGAUGGAGAUGCCAUGUAUACUUUUAUUAAUGCCUUAACUACAAACAGAGAUGUAUUGGAAGAGAUUCGUAUCAGAAACACUGUGGAUGAGUGGAUUAAAGCAAUCAGUCUAGAAAUCCAGGCUGAAAUGGCAAGAAAUGAUUUGGAACAAGUGAAAUAUGAUCAGAAGGUUCCAUGGACCAAGAGAGGCCAAAACAUUAAGGAUAUGAAGACCAAUGAAGAAAGAGCAAAACUUCAAAAAAUUCAAGGGUGCUCAACAAAGAAGCUGUUGUCUGCAGCUAAGCCAUUACAGAAGCCAGCGGAAGAGAACACAAGCAAACAGAGGUUUAGAACUAGCUUUUCUUCUGAAAAUUUGCAGAGGAACAAAAAAAAGGUAGAUGGACCUGUGAAUGGAAGUGCAAUGGUACAGAAUGAAGACUAUCUGUGUCAAGUUUAUGGGAAACCAGUUUACCAGGGCCAUCGUAGCACACUUAAAAAAGCACCAUAUCUGAGAUUCAACUCUCCGUCUCCCAAAUCUAAACUUCAAAGGCCCAAGGUGAUAGAGUGUGUUAAAGGUACAAAGGUGAAGUCAGCAGGAACACAGACUUGUUCUCGCAUGCAGAAGGUGGUAACCAGCCCUGGGAAACAGCGUCCUUUGUAUGCACUAGCCCAAGAAAAUCACUAUCUUUUCAGUCCAAGUCGAGAUGUGCCUGCUGUCUGUGGUCCACUUGAAGGUCACCUAAUUCCUAUGGCUAUUCCACUAGGUCAAACACAAAUUAACGAUGUCUCACUGCUGCCUGCUGGAGUUGUUAUGGGUAAACCACACCCUGUUACAGUUACAACCUCUAUUCCUCAAGUGCCACCAAAACCAUUGGUUGAGAUAAAAAAACCAAACAUAGCUGUAAUAGAGAUGAAAUCAGAGAAGAAGGAUCCACCUCAAUUGUCUGUGCAGGUGUUACCAAAUGUAGAUAUUGACAGUAUUUCAAGUGACAGUGUGAGUGUAAACCACGUUCUUCCAAGCUCCGAACCCACACUUCCUCCUGUUGAUACUGUAAUACAGACUCCAGAAGAUAUACAUAGUGAGGAGGAAGACACAAAGUUUCCAGGAACUAAUAUCGUUGAUGUUACUCAUGUCACACAGGAUCAGGAAGAGGAGACAGAUGAAAUUCCAGAGUUUUGUGAGCCUCUUCUGGAGCUUAGUGGACAGUUUAAAGUUGCCUCACCAAAAUACAAUGGUCCUUUGUUUCCUCGGGUGGUUUCUACUCCUCAGCAGUCUUCUGAUGUUUUGGAUGAAUUGAUUCAAAGGAGAGAAACUAUAGAAAACAGGUUGAUAAAUUGGGUGGAACAAGAAAUAAUGGCAAGAGUUAUCAGUGGGAUGUACCCAGUUCAGAAAGAAACCGUGCCCAGUGUUAGCACCUCAGAGAGUGAAGACAGUGACACUGUAACCUCUGAUAUUGUUGAAGUUGCAGGUGGUGGAGGAUUUCAACUCUUCAUCAAUGCUGGCGUGCCUGUGGACUCAGAAAUGAUAAGUCAUUUUGUAAAUGAAGCUCUCAGUGAAACAAUUGCAACCAUGCUGGGAAACAAGCUGGCUCAGAAGGCAGUUCCUGCUACAAAUGUUCUUCCAAGCACAAUGAUUAUGAUGGAAUCUUUUGUGCCUACUCCAUUGCCAACACCCCAGGCCACACCACCACAAACACCACCUUCACAGAAAGAAUUGCCUCCGGUGAAAACUCCAGAGUCUUCUCUAUCUCUUACAGAAAUGAAUGGGGAUGUUCAUGAACAUGAAAAUAUUAAAGAAACAGGAGUUGAGAUUCCAGCUACCACUAGUCGUGUUGGCACACCUGUGGUUACCCCUGUCAAUACGCCACCUAGAACAACCACACCAAGCCCUCCUGCCUCAGAAUGGGUCUCCAAAGCUGUAAAAAUGGAAAGUCCAAAGCCCCCAAACCCAUGGGAUGAUGCAGAACUUCCUCUGGAAGAAGAGAAACCCAGUCCUUUAACUGAAGAACCAUUCUGUCCCAAGGCUGUUGAGAUGUCCGUGGCUAAUGAUGAGGAACCCGAGGCCUUGAUUUUACCAUCUCAGCAGUCAUCAGCAAGGCCCUUCGAAUCACUUCCUUGCAAUCCACAGGUUCCAUCACCUGUGCCUACAGUUAGUUCUGGGCAGUCCACGCAGGAAAGCAGCCUUACUCUCACGGAAACGGAAACAGAAACUGCAGACAGACCCAUCUCAGAAGGGGAGGUACUCUUCAGCUAUGGACAGGUGCUAGCUGCAAGAGCCUUAGGAGGAGGAGGAUUGUCUCUUCCAAACCUUGCUGAGAGCUUAACCAGUACUUUACGAGAUGCCAAUGAAAUGGAUUAUGAUCCUCCCAGUGAAGGGCAAGUGGUGAGAAGACCAGAUAAAGGCUAUCACAGGGAUCCUGUCCUGACUCUUUUAGCCAAAUUAAAUCAAGCACCUCUUGCUGCACAAGAAGGAAUAUACCAUUUGGAGGAUUCUGAUGAUAGUGUUGGACAGCUCAGUGAAGGUCAAAGACCAAGGCUGACCAGAGCAGCAGAGAGAAUCCUAAUGGGACAUCCAGUUUAUGUGGACCAUUUGACAGCUCAGACUUCUGAGAACAGACCACACCAGAGUUUCCGUUCUCCAUCUCCAGGGCAACUUGCCCAAAUUGGAGAAAUUCUUGGAGAUGAAGAUACAGCUCGUGGUCCAAUGCUUAUGGCUGAACUGGAAUCGCAACCAGUUUCAAAUCCUGUUCUGCAAGCAGCCCAGUCAAGCUGCAGAGUGACAUCUCUCUCAGAGGAUCUGUCCCAGGAGGAGAGUGUAGGAGCUGCACAAGUUGAGACUGUGAAACCCCGAGUUAUUUAUGUGAAAAGGAAGUCUGAAGAGAUGCAACAAGAAGCAAACCUGAAAACAGCUGUUGAAACAAUGACAUCAUGGAAUGUGACAUGACUAUGGAAAUUAUUAACUAAGUCAAUCUUUGAAAGCAUCAAAGUACAUGUAGUGUUGGAGAGUUGCUUAGUGUCUAGGAUGAUUUACAAAGUUUCCUUGGGCAUUACACAUUCACGUCUUUACUGUGUGUCAGCUUCACGUCUAACCAAAUAAAGGCUUUGCUUUUCUUCAGUUCUCCUUCUGAAUAACCUAUUUUUAUCACGCGAACAUGGCUAUAGAGUAAGCUCAUGGAAGUACUUCUGGAAAACAAAACACAGAUGUUGCUUGCACAUCUUAGUGUCGUUAGCAUAAACGUGCUUUUAAAUCAUGUUCAGAAGAUGUGGGAUUUCUCAUGUUGUCUUACUGCUUGUGCUUCCUCAGGCCCAUGCCAACCCAAAUGCUGGCAGCUGUGCUUUGCAGAGGGAUUUGGGUUGAGGGUGACAAAAGCUGUCCAACUAGUGAGGAUGGUCUAGUGAAACUAUGGACAAUGCUUCUUGCAUAGUGUGCAAGUGGCUGUGGCAAGCAGGUGAUGUGUUGAUUCCCUGGAGACACAAAAAAUGUGCUUGUACUCUUGCUACCUCUCCCUGCCUUCCUGAACAGCAAGAGGCUUGGCUGGCACAGGUUGCUCCAUGUACUGACUUUACUGUCUUUGGCUUCAUUCAUGUUUGACUUCCUUGGCUGUUGGCUGCUGUUCUAGCAUGAAAAACACCAGAUGAAAUUUUAUUUUAGCAAUGGGUUUUUGUUGUUUUACUUAGACAUUUGAAGUGUGCUUUGCUACAAGUCAGAUGAAAGCAGAUUACUACCACAGUGACAUAGUAGAUAAUUAACUGGGGUAAAAGAAAACUUAACUUCGUGAUUUUAUUGGGGAAAAGAGUGUUUUCAUUACCUAGUCUAUCACAGAGGAAGAGAGAGUUGUUUUAGCUUAUUGGAAUAAGAACAAACUCAAAGAGAGCCUUUGCUGUCGUACACAGGCUCAUAUGUGUUUGUUUUGCUUGUAGGUGCUGUGCUGAAAUGUCCCAAGGACAAAUGAAAUCUCAGAAUACUUUUUCUGUAGAUUUGUGACUGUUGUACCAUUCAUUCAAUACCAUUUCUCCUGUCCUCCUUCAUUCUACAUCUGUAGCCUGAUUCAUGACUUGCUCUCUCUGUUCCACGACUUGAUUCCAUGAAUUGAUUCAUCUUGUCUCCUUCCUCUGGCUAAAUAUACUAACUUUUGCCCAUGACCCUUAUCCCUUUCCCUAUCUGGUGUCUGGCUACAGGCUUUUUUGUACCACUCCAGUGGCUCCCAGAUAGGAGGACUUGAUGUGACCCGUCCCUUGCAGGAGCUGCUGGUGCAGUGGUGGCUGAGCUGUGCAGGGGCUGGUCUCUCUCCCAGGAUGUCCCACAUUUUGCAGGGUCAGAUUGCAGGAAUGGGAAGUGGCAAUGUGCCAUCUUAGACUUGCUGGAAGAUGGACGUGGCUUCUAAAGUCCUACAAGCCACAUCUCCAGGGGGAGGGCUGUGUACAUUUUCUUUGGAGUCUGUCAGAGGGCGACAGAAGGAAGAUAAACCGCAAAGAGUAGCAAGAAGGACUCUUAAUGAGUCAGGGAAAUGUGUUGGAGUUAGGGAAGAGCUAAAACAACUUCCCAUUUGUGUUUUGGGCAGCUGAAGUGUUGAUUGGGUGUUUGUCUCUAUAGGACUUGUAGCCAGUGGCUUCAGUUUGUAUUGCUUUGCUUUCUAUGAUUGUAUAUAGGUAUGUGGUCUUGAACAACCUGAAUAUUUUCUAAGGGUUUGUUGCAAACAGACAUGCACAUAUAAAUGAAAUUUAGAAACACAGUAUCUACAGAUCUCACUUCAUUUCUGUGGAAAACACCACUAUACAUAUUUGAAAUUAUUCUGGGCCACCGAAGAUUAUGUAUUUAUGUGUGUGUUUUUAUGUAUGGUGUAUCUGUAUGUAAGUACAACCCAGUCUAUAUGUGCACAGAAAUCCAUCCUUUUGUUACCUGAUAAAGAGAACUCUGAUGGCUAGAACAGCACUCUAAAACUGUGGAGAGUAAAGGUGUCUGUGACUUUGUAUUUCCAUGGAGUGAUGCAAUAUGGAGGUGACUUCAGUAGAGCUUAGUCAUUUGUCAUAGACAGCAAAUAAUGUGUUUUGUUCUACUUUUUU
This is a messenger RNA of Strigops habroptila (Kakapo), 7019 nucleotides long. Its product is annotated as KIAA0586 ortholog. Gene Ontology annotation, cellular component: ciliary basal body; centriole. The transcript is spliced from 31 exons. The record is from RefSeq and is a predicted model, not a curated record. Gene Ontology annotation, biological process: smoothened signaling pathway. Lineage: Eukaryota; Metazoa; Chordata; Aves; Psittaciformes; Psittacidae. The coding region runs from base 229 to 4899 and encodes 1556 amino acids.